UUUUCCACUCCUGGCUACUUCCCCGAUUUAAUCGGCGAUUCAUUCUUACAGCUUCCGCUUUCCGUCGCACUGUCUCCCUCCUCCACUCGCUUUCCUCCUACAUUGUUUUUCUCUCUCUAAAACUGAAAUUCAACCUAAAUGCAUUUCAAAUAAAUGUUAAUCUCAGUUGCAUCAAUUCCACCUUUCGCCUCCGCCGCGAACUUUCGACCCGUACGGUAACUCAUCACUUCUCCACCGGAUUGAACACCUCUCAGUGUAUGGAAUGACGGACUGCCGAUUACCAUCGGUCAUGAAUUUCUGGGCGGAUGAGAACGCGUCGAUGAUGGACGCAUUUAUGAGCACCGAUCUGAAUUCCUUCUGGGUUACGCCGCCGCAGCCACAGCAACAGCAACAGCAACUUCCUCAGCAGCCGUAUGCCUCUGUUUCUGCUGCGUCGGACCCGAGUAAAGGUGUCGGUCAAUCGUUACCGCCGUCGUCUAUGGCGGUUUUCAACCAGGAGACUCUCCAGCAGCGCCUCCAAGCUUUGAUUGAAGGCGCUCAGGAGAGCUGGACUUACGCUAUCUUCUGGCAGUCUUCGUAUGACUGCUCCGGCGCCACCGUCUUGGGCUGGGGCGAUGGGUACUACAAAGGCGAAGAAGAUAAAGGCAAAGAAAAGGCCAAAUCGAGUACCUCAAAAUCAGAGCAGGAGUACCGUAAGAAAGUCCUUCGCGAGCUCAAUUCUCUCAUUUCUGGUUCACCUACCUCUGAAGACGACGCCGUCGACGAGGUUGUCACCGAUACCGAGUGGUUCUUCUUGGUGUCGAUGACUCAGUCGUUCGUCUCCGGCGUCGGUUUACCGGGACAGGCGUUUUUCGACUCAAACCCUAUUUGGGUUGCGGGUUCGGAUCGGCUUGCGGGGUCGUUCUGUGAACGAGCCCGUCAGGGUCAGGUUUUCGGGUUGCAGACGGUGGUUUGUAUUCCGUCGACGAAUGGAGUCGUGGAAUUGGGGUCGAGUGAGUUGAUAUGCCAGAGCUCCGAUCUGAUGAAUAAGGUUAGGGUUUUGUUCAAUUUCAAUAAUCUGGAGGUUGAAACCUGGCCAAUUAGUGGUGUUGACCAAGGGGAGAAUGACCCAUCUUCGCUUUGGAUCACUGAGCCAUCAAACGCCAUUGAAAUUAAGGACCCUGCGACUGUGAGUAGUAACAACAACAACAACAACAACAAUCCUGUGGCUUCUGCUCCAACUCCGACCACCACAAACAGCCAGCCGAUUUCCAAAAUUACAUCACAGAUUGAAACCCCCAAAUCAAGCGUUGUUACUGAAACUCCAACCUCUGUUCCUCCUUCUCAAAAUAGCCACCGACAGUCGCAGGCGGUUCAGACACAGAGCUUCUUUACCAGGGAAUUGAACUUCUCUGAAUUUGGGUACGAUAAUAGCAGCUUGAAGGAUGGGAACUCACAUUCUCUCAAGCCGGAGUCCGGCGAGAUUCUGAACUUCGGUGAGAGCAAGAGGAGUUCCUUUCCCAAAACAGAUACCUUGCCGUCGGGCAAUUCCCAAUUUGGAGCAGAUGAGAAUAAGAAGAGAUCCCCUCCUUCACGUGGGAGUAACGAAGAGGGGAUGCUUUCUUUUACUUCUGGUGUGAUUCUUCCAUCCUCAGGCGCUUUGAAAUCGGGUGGUGGCAUUGGCGAUUCCGAUCACUCCGACCUUGAAGCUUCGGUGAUCCGUGAGGUGGAGAGUAGUAGAGCGGUGGAGCCAGAGAAACGGCCUCGCAAACGGGGGCGAAAGCCUGCAAAUGGUAGAGAAGAACCAUUGAAUCACGUUGAGGCGGAGAGGCAGAGAAGAGAAAAGCUAAACCAAAGAUUCUAUGCUCUUCGAGCUGUGGUUCCAAAUGUAUCAAAAAUGGACAAAGCUUCACUUCUUGGUGAUGCUAUCUCUUAUAUCAAUGAGCUCAGAGGGAAGCUUCAAACUGCAGAAUCAGAUAAGGAGGAUUUACAGAAGCAAUUAGAUUCAGUCAAGAAGUUGAUGAUGUCUAAUAAAGAUUCAUGUAUAUCAACCUCAAAUCAACCUCCGCCAGAUGAAGACAUUAAAGCAUCAAACAUCCAUGGAAACCACAGUGGUAUUGAAACCGAUGUCGAUGUGAAGAUAAUCAGUUGGGACGCAAUGAUCCGAAUCCAAUCUAGCAAGAAAAACCAUCCAGCUGCACGGCUAAUGGCAGCUUUAGAGGAACUGGACUUGGAUAUCAAUCACGCUAGCAUUUCAGUGGUUAAUGAUCUGAUGAUCCAACAAGCCACUGUCAAGAUGAGCCGAUUAUACACUCAGGAGCAGCUAAGGUUAGCUCUUUCGUCGAAAUUAGGCGCACCUCGGUAGCCAUCCUUGUCUCCUUCACUGUGUUAUCUGAAGUAGCAUUGGUUUAGAUGAGCUCCGGCUGAUGUGCAAUAUGCUAAUGGCGUAAGCUCUGUAAUAUACUGUUGUCUACUUGUUGUUAGGUAGUGUCGUCUUAGUAUUUAUGUGAUCCUGAGAUGAUUCACAUGAAGGAGUUAUGUGAAGACUUUUAUUGUGUAUAUACAAAGCCAUAAAUGUGAACCCCUGCAGGUUGAUCUUUUGCAGAUGA
Cucurbita pepo subsp. pepo (vegetable marrow) is the source of this 2588-nucleotide messenger RNA. RefSeq names its product transcription factor MYC2. Lineage: Eukaryota; Viridiplantae; Streptophyta; Magnoliopsida; Cucurbitales; Cucurbitaceae. Gene Ontology annotation, biological process: regulation of DNA-templated transcription. Gene Ontology annotation, molecular function: transcription cis-regulatory region binding; protein dimerization activity; DNA-binding transcription factor activity. The record is from RefSeq and is a predicted model, not a curated record. Gene Ontology annotation, cellular component: nucleus.